Messenger RNA from Cryptotermes secundus, 4162 nucleotides. Its product is annotated as arginine/serine-rich protein PNISR. Bases 298 to 2931 code for a protein of 877 amino acids. The record is from RefSeq and is a predicted model, not a curated record. Gene Ontology annotation, cellular component: nuclear speck; presynaptic active zone. Gene Ontology annotation, molecular function: RNA binding. Lineage: Eukaryota; Metazoa; Arthropoda; Insecta; Blattodea; Kalotermitidae. The transcript has 13 exons.
UGCUUGUGUGUGUGUGUGCGCUUGAUGUGAAUAUGGCUUCCAUUUAGAAGCUCAUCCAAAGUUAAAAAAGGAAAAUAAAUGAUCUCGGGGUUGUGUUGGUGCUUCUGACGUCGUAUAACAUUAAAAAAGUCAUCCUAUUAAAAAUGAAGACAACUUCUAUCAUAUAGUGAAAACAAAAAUCCACGUUUACUAGUACCUGUUGGGUUUAGUGUUUCUUUCACAAAUAUGUAUUUGUAGGACAUUGUACACUACAUAGAUGUGUAUAUCUCUAAAGUAAGGUAAUAAAGAUUUAUCAUCAUGUGGUCGGGUGAUCCGCAGUAUUCCCAAUGGGCCCUGAACCCAUCGACAUACCAGAAUGUGUCCCACGAGGAAGUUGAUUGGGCAGCUUUAGCACAGCAGUGGAUCCAGAUGAAGGAAACACUUCCUGCAGAUCAGAUUCCACCUGCUCCACCACCACCGCCCAUUGGAGACAGAGUAGAAUCUGGAGAAAAAAAGAAAGAUUUGGAAUUGGAAGGAGGGGAGGCACCUAUGGAUAUGGACACCAAAGAUGAGCCAGAAAAUUCAAGUUCAUCUAAUACUCCAGAAACUAAUUCUUGGGGAACAUGGCCUAAUUGGCAGCAGUGGGGCUGGAAUUGGGGUACAUCAGGGGGCAUAGUGCCACCAGGAGGUGUUCCUCCACCCAGUCAGGCUCUUGUCACAGGGAAAGGAUCUUCAUCUAGUGGUUCAGUGGGAGUACCUCCGUAUGGUUUCCCGCAUGGUUCUCAAACAUAUGGCAGUAGCACAGGGGUAUAUGAUUAUAAUCGUGCCCCCGGAUCAGAACAUUAUGGUCAGGUUAUGGCUAGUGGCUACUGGACACCAGGCGGCCCAGCAGAUACAGGUGGUGUACCCCCAGGUCCUGAAACUGAUCCAUCUCCCUUCAUUAGGCAUAACCGACAUGACUGGAGGAGGAAUAACCGUUCCCAUGACCGUAUACGAACAACAGAGAAGUCGGAUGACGAAGAAGAUACAGUUCCUGUUCUAGAUGCUGCAAAGAGGAGACAAUUACCUGCAUGGAUCAGGGAAGGCUUGGAGAAGAUGGAAAGGGAAAAACAAAAAAAGAUUGAUAGAGAAAGACAGAUAAAAGAAAGGGAAGACUAUUUGCAAAAGAAAAGAGAAGAGGAGGUGAAUGCAAUUAAUGAAUUAGAAAAAAAUAGUGGACAACCAGUGAUUCCAAAGAAAAGCAAAUUUGAAAGUGAUUCAGAAGAAUCAGCCCAUGGGGGAAGCCCAACUCCUUCACAGUCUUCUUUGAGAAGGAAAUCCCGGUUUAGAAACGCAGACAGUCCAAACUUAUCUCCACAUCAUCCUUCAGUAAGAUUUUCAGGCAAUGAACCAGAGCCACCAAAGUCUCGAGAAGAAGUGAUGCAGGAAAUUAUGCUGAAAGUUCGGCGCACAUUAACGGAAAUCCUCUUGGAGGUUACUACAGAGGAAAUGGAAGCGGUAGCACAGGAAGUGUUGAGUAAAGCAAAAGCGAAAGCUCCAGCAUUGCAACUGCGGAAGACCCAGGCUUUAGCGUCUUUGACUGGCAAGCUGGGUCUGGGAAUGUAUGGUGACAGUGAGGAUUCUGACAGUGGUGAUGAUGCUACGGGCAACAACACUCCUUCACGGAUUAAUGGGGCUGACUCAGACGAAGAACUGAGGAAUCAGAUCCAGAAGCGGAAGAUGGACUUCAUGAAAACAGAACGAGAGAUAGAGGCAAGACUUCAGGAAGAAGAGGAGCAAGAGAAGGAAAGAGAAAGACGCAUGAUGGGUGAGGAAAGUGAUGACACUGACAGAGAAGAGAGACAGGUAGAAAACCAAACUGAUUCAAAGCAUCCUGCAGAGAAGGGGUCUGAAGAGGAAGGAGAACAAGACCAAAAGCCGAAAAUCUUACAUCCACAGGACAGUAUAAAACGUGAAGAUAAACUACAAAGUACGCCUAAUAUGGACCUGUUUACAUCCCCAGUUUCAAUAAAAUCAUCUUUCCAUGACAGUGAAGGAAAGUCUGAGCGAAAUGCUGAUAAUUCUAAAUUAGACAGGAAAAUAAAACAAUCCCCAAAGAGGGGUGAAACAUCCCUCUCACAUAAUAAGAAAAGUGAUAAAAGGAGUGUCAGUUCAGAGGAAAAUGAUGAUGAAACAAGUUCAAAGAGUAAUUCUGAUAGUUCAUCAACUUCAGAUUCGAGCAGCUCAUCUCGAUCUAGUUCUUCAGCAAGUAGACAAAGUUCAAAAAAGAGCUCAAAAAAUAGCAGACAUAUGGGAGGAUCGAGAAGGCAGGAAAAGAAAAAAAGUAGCAGUAACAGUCACAGAAGACGUAGUUAUAGCCAUGACAGUGAAUACAAGAAGUCUGACAAAACGUUGAAUAGUUGCAAAGACAGGGAAAGGGGAAGUGACAAGGACAGGAAAGGGAAGGAUAGAAAGGAUAGACAAAGGGGUCGGAGUAGUAGGAGUAGAAGCAGAAGUAGGUCGGACACUAGUCGGAGUAGGGAUGGGACUGACAGGAGAAAGUCCAAGGAUGAUAGAUGGCACAGCAGUAGACGUGAAUCAGAUGGCAGGUGUAGAAAGAGUCAUGAUAGUGAGAGGAGGAUUAGUAGUAGUAGUAGUCGUAGUAGCAAACCACGUGCAUAUAGACAUGAGCGGGAGAGUUGCUCGCCAGUUAGCAGAAAGAACAAAAAGCUUGGAAAAAACAAGAGACUGAAACAGCACUCAUCAGGCUCUAGUUCUCCAUCCAUGUCUAAGAGGCAUGAGGGUCAUCGAGGAAGCAAGAAAGGAAGAUACUCCCGUUCCAGGUCAAGCUCAUUAGCCCCAAGCAAGAGAUCUCAUCGUAGGAGGCAGUCAUCUUCAAGCUCUCGUUCAGCGCAGUCUAUCGAGAGGGAGAGGGCCUUGGGUAAGAAGUCCGGCCACAGCCGCAACGACUGACCGAGCCACCAGGGGGUGGAUACUCAAGCUGGAAGAAGUGAAGGUGCUACAGACAUGAUGUAGGAUUGAAGUCUCCUCUUUGAGGUCUUCAGCACUGGAAGUAAGAAGUGUGUGUUUGUGCGUGCGGAUGGUAGAGAGUGGUGCUACUACUUCAGACGUGUGCGAAAUAUGGAGUCAUUUACAAUUGGGGUUGUGAUGCAGAGUAGUAUUGACUACAACUUCAUUUUUUUAGUUUCUGAAAAUAGUGCUUACUCUGUUAAAAAUUAACCUUUUAACAAAUUGAUUCUGCAGAUAUAAUGUGCCAGCAGUUUCAUUAUUAUGUCAUGUAGUAGUCUGAAGUGACUCCUCGUAUGAAGAGACUGGAAAUGGAGCAAUGCGAGGGUCAGAAAACUAUAAUUGCAAGAUCUUCAGAUGGGCCAGGUGAAAUGAAGCAACAGUAUUUUGUGGGGCCUGUAGUUACUCCAGAAUUGCCAAGUUUUAGUAGAAAUGUAGACUGAAUUCUUCAGUCAUUUCUUUCCUUUUCUAAAAGCACAUCAGAUGUACUCAUUUCGUGAAUGUAAUUUGGACAGUGUACUCAAAAGUGAUGGAUCAGAAAUGUAAACUAAGCCCAAAGGACCCUGAAGUGUUCAAGGGUUCACACAAAGAAGACUUCCAUCUACAUGGAGGUUAUUUCAGAGCAUGCCACAAAUCAUUCUGCCAGUCUAGCAGAAGAGGGACAGGCUUCUCACAUCAGCUCUUUCCAUGCAUCAUGAACCCCAAAUCACAAACAGAACCUUCCUAGAUUGCAGCAGAUGCCAGAAAUGGUCCCUGUUGUUAUGCAUGUGUUCUUUGCACCUCUGUAGAAAGUUUGUAUUCAGACAUCAAAGUGCUGUUUUGGAAGUAGAGAAAGCUUGAAACCUAAAAGGUUAAAUACCCAUUUCCUGUGCAGGGCAUCUUAAGGAAUUUUUGAGGGAAUGUGCAAGCCUAGCACAGAUUUCAUCUAGUUUGUCUUUAGUGAGUAAUUGCCAUUUUGGUCCAUUUUUUUUUGUCCAGUAACAACUUUGUCAGACCAAAUUUAUUUAUGAUCUUGGGAAUAGUUCUUUGUGUUUGGAACUAUAAUAUCUUGAAUUUUAUAUGUAAACCUAUCUUUGCUUUUCUCAGGGAUAUUGUACAUGAAGGGGCAUGCAGUAGCGCAGUUGGUUGAGGCACUGUGCUACAAGCUGGAAGGUAGCGGGUUCGAGUCCUGAUGGGG